This is a messenger RNA of Numida meleagris (helmeted guineafowl), 4420 nucleotides long. It is a transcript of the gene TNFRSF4, whose product is annotated as TNF receptor superfamily member 4. The transcript has 7 exons. Bases 1506 to 2366 code for a protein of 286 amino acids. The record is from RefSeq and is a predicted model, not a curated record. Gene Ontology annotation, molecular function: tumor necrosis factor receptor activity; protein binding. Gene Ontology annotation, biological process: inflammatory response. Lineage: Eukaryota; Metazoa; Chordata; Aves; Galliformes; Numididae.
GACUGAUGAGGCAUAAAGCCACUUAUGUGGCACUGAGUGCAAUACUACAUGGGAAGGAGAUUUGGAUAUCUCGCACGUGCAGAUUGAGUGUGAGGGUGGUUGAAGUUCGGCUGCUUUACUUUCUCAGCUCUGCUUCCUUUUGGAAGGAUUGGCUUUCAGGUGUAACUUCUUUUCCAUAGUGAUUGUUUUCCAGAAUACUUGGAAAAUAGGAGAAGUAGAAAACUAGCGUCUUAGUAUUCUGUCUUCCCUGCCAAGCUUAAACAAUCUCACAGAAAUUGAAGAAAUGAAAAGCAGCAUUCCAGCUAAAAUAGGCCGAGGGUAUUGCUGUUCAGUCCUUUCUGGUUCUGCAGGCUAACUGGGAGUCCAAGCGUAAGUCUGUUCCAGUCAAAUCUUUCAUGUUGACGUGUAAAUGGACAGUAGAUCCGCUUUGGACAGUCUAGGAUGUGUUUUUAACUGAUGAAAAUAAAAUAUCCGGUUACUGUAGGAGGUCUCAUUUACUUGGGCUUUAUGUAAGAGUUGUUGAAGUCUCUUGGCACGGGAAGACCUUUCAGGUUGGGUCCUGUGUUAGUAAAAUUCCAGUAAUGAACCUGGAAAAUGAAACUCAUUAAUUCCUACUAGAGACUAAGGUGAUCACACGGCAUGUCCUUCUUUAGGUGGGGGGCAGACUGCAAUGCCUGUACUAUGGGGAACAAAAUAGGCAUCAAAGAUAACUGGUACAUAAAUAUUGCAUCCUUUUGCUUUCACAGAGCACGCCUCUACUGGAAAAAUUUCCUUCUGUUGGAGCAAAUGGUAAAAGUGACGCCAGUCUCUAUUUUUGAGUCAGGAGCAUACAUAUCUCUCCUCCAUGGCAGUGCAGGGAGUGUGAUGUUACAAGUCCAGAUGAAAACUGUACGAGCACGUCUCAUUUGCAGCUUUUGCUCGUUUGGAGGACAAUAUGAAGGUGACUCUUCUGAAUAAGAGAAAGGUACUAACAAUAUUGGUUUUUAUGCAGGAGUAAAAGUGACAGAUCUACUGUUACAGGGCACUGAGGGGAGAGUUACUGUUGCUUGCUUGUUAGGGAGUGAGUCUCCGUGGGCUGUUUCCUUUUACCUGUGCCUCUGAUGUGUAAUGAUUUUCUGAUGGUGCCUUGAUAUUGCUUUAAUUUUCCUCUUUACAGUAACAAGGAUCAUUUCUUGUAGUUCUCCUGACGUUUAAACUGCGUGCUGUAGCAGUUGGCAGAGAGGUGUGUACCUGGCCAGAGGCGCUCCCUUUUAAGACUAAGUGAUAGCCUUUUUGUAAUGCUACUUAGCAUUCCAUCUUUCUGCCUCUGAAUACAGUUCUGAACUACUUAAAAUGGGCUUGCCUAUUGGGUGGGAAGAAAUGUGAGGGCGUGGAACACAUACUGGGAAUUUCCCAGCAGCUGACAUAAGAAUUUGUUCUGGUUGCCAGUGGUUUACAAUCAGCUCCUCCAAGAGUUUGCUACUGACAGAGCAGAGUUUCCUUCCCUAGGACAGCAGGGCUACGUGAUGCUGGCUGCAGGUUUUUACUUGCGUUUUUCUACUGUUUUGUUCUUGCUGCUGGCGGUCACUUUUACCCAUUGCUUGGGAUUGAAAUGCAAAGAGCAUGAAUAUCCCUUUGGUACAAAAUGCUGCAAGGACUGUGCACCUGGUGAAAGAAUGAGAAGCCGCUGCACAGCAACAACAGACACAGUUUGUGCCCCCUGUCAGGACAAUUACUUCAGCGCUGAGUACAGUCACAAGUUUUGCCAGAGUUGUACGGUCUGCAACACUAAGAAGGGAAGCGUGGAAGUGAAGAAGUGUGAGAAGACCUCUGACAGAAUUUGCAAGUGUAUUCCAGGUUACAUGCCAGCUGAAGGAUAUACACUGGGAAGUGAAUGCAUACCGUGUCGUGAAGGGUUUUAUUCCACGGGAGGAAAUGAAAAUUGUCAGCCUUGGACCAACUGCAGUGCUAUUGGGAAAAAGACUCUUCGAGCAGGAACAAAAUCAGAUAAUGCUGUUUGCAGUGACAAUGUGACACAGCCAGCUACCUCUCAAAGUGCAACACCUACUUUGCAUCUUUCCACCAACUACUACGGGAAUAAUACAUCGACUGCAGUGCCUUCACCCUCCAAACCCAGUGUGAACCCUGUUGUUGUUUGCCCGGAUGCGAACAGCCCCACAGGCACUAACUGGGGGUCUCUGUCACUUAUCCUGAUUUGUCUGAUACUGCUUAUGGUGUCUGGAAUAUCCAUUUUCAUGUUGAUUAUCCAAGCAGCCAAAAGAGAGACCAAGAGGAGGCCUUGCAGGAACGACCAUCUAAAAAGGAGCUUUCGAAUUCCUAUCCAGGAAGAACAAGUUGACUCCAAUUCCAGUCUCAUAAAAAACUGACUCCACAUCACUUCACUGCAUCCUGCAUUUCUGAGCCAAUCUAUUGUAACAACAAAUGCGACAGAAUUUUCAGUGGCUAUACGUGUGGGUGUGUGUUAACUGUUUAAUUGUACUUCAGUUUCUUUGGGUCUCAUUGAGUGGCCCUUAGGCAUUGUAGCUGUUCUUAGUGAACCAUGAUUCUUUUUCCUGAGGUAGCUCCUGUGUGCAGCAUUGCUGGUGCCAAGCCUGAGUUUAUACAGUCCUUUGUGCAUUUCUAACCAAUUAUGUAUGCAGUGGAAGCAAACUGUCUUUGGAAAGCAGAAAGUCUUUGUGAAGCACUAAGCAGACUGAAUCAUUGAGCAGGCUGACAAAUGGAAAAUCAAAAGACCUGCUUUUAUAAGUAAUAUCUUGUCCUGCAACUUCGAGAUGCUAAGCAGAGCACAUCUCAGUGCAGCCAUUUUGAGUGUUUCAGACUAACUCCCAGUGGAGUACUUUGCCUUCUAGGUGGAGAAUCUCCACAGAUGAGCCUAGCCAGCUUCCUUUGUUCUUCCAUUUUUUUCAGCUUUUUUGCUUCUCCCUCAAAACGAGUGGUAUAUGUCAUCUGUGGCUCCAGGGACAGUUGUCAUAGCUGCUAAUUCUGGUGGUGGUUUUUAAGUGACUGUUGAGAAAUGGCUAUUUAGUGCCAUUUCUUUCCUAUCUGCCUGUCUUCAAGGCAGACCCAUUGAGAAAAUGUCAUGGAAAGUAUUGAGCAGUAUCCCCACAGACCAGCAAAUAGAAUUAUUUAUGACUUUGAAAUAGCUGCAGAUCUCCAAGUGUUCAGAACAUCUAUAGAGAUCCUCAUGUGUAUCAGAAGUAGAAUGUGUGUAUUUGCUACCAGAGGGCAAAGGGAAUGGUAUCUUAUUUUAGAACGUUAUUACUGGAAACUGUAAAGUUCAAAGGAGGGGGGAAGGCAGGAUGCAACUUGUCUGUGCUGUAGACUCUGGAAGUAGCUGUGUAUAACUCAUGUUUUGUCUAUAAGCUCUGUGCAGUCAGCAUGCUUUUUGUUUCCUCUUUGUGGAUGUUCUGUUGAGCUGAAUACCCUGGCGUGGCUGUCCCCAGCAAGUCUGCUUCAGUCAAACUCGAACUUCUCUGCAGUCAAAUAGUUUAGUUUAAACUGCUUUUGUGGGAUUUGAUUGCUUGCUUCAAAGUAAUGUGGAUGCAGGGAGAAACGCGGGAGCGAGCUUGGUUCCAGACAGUAGUUUGGAUUUGGGGUAAACCUUCUUAUGUCUUAGAUUUAGUAGAUGUACAUGGACACGUAGAACUACUUCUGCUGGUGAAUGAUAACUUGGUGAUAGUAACUCCCCAGAUGUUCACUUCUUGAUGAGAAGAGCUGAACUUUCAACAGAGCUGUCCAUAUGGACCUUCAAGGGUUGCACUGUAGCAAAGAUGUAUGAAGAUGAUGUAAUAGUGGAUAGAUACAUAAACUGUGCUUUGACUGUAUGGAUGCUCACUUUGAAUGUGCUGUCAGUGGAACCUCCAUUCAGAACUGAAGAAAUGUUCCUCACGUGGCCUGCACGCAGUUGAAGCACGCCUGUUUGUUUGCCUGCAUACUGUACAGAAUGAGUUUUACUUCUGUCAUGGCUUUUUUUUUUCCACGAGUUAAUCAGAAUCUGUCUUGGUGAGAGCAUUUUAGAUAGCACGUUCAAAACAAUGCCUGAGAGAGAACUUAAGUGUUAUUGUGGAUAGCUUUUGUUGUAAUUUAAAUACCUCAGUGUAAAAGUUGGAGAAGUGAGCUUGAAACUUAUAUAAUUCAGAUGUACCACUUAAAAUACUCCUUAGUAGGUAGCUUGUAAGAUGUAAUAGGUAUUUUAUGCACACAGUAUUAAAGCAUAUGUCAAAGUAUGCGGAAGGAACUGUAUUCAAGAAUACAACUGUUGGUUGAGAAUCAUGUUUUUAAACAUAUGUUUUGGUAUAUGUUAUACAUAUGGUGUACUUAUUGGCUUCCUAUUUUGAAGUGCAUAUACAAUGUAUGUAAACGUUUGUAUUAUAUAUGAAGAAUAGCAGUGACUUUUUCGAAUAAAUUGUGGCAGUGGCUA